UCUCAUCAAUCACUGUUUGCACAUACACAGUCACGAACAGUUGAGCUUGCUGUGUUUGGGGGAGGAGAUGUCCGUCCCGAGACGACUACACGAAUACUGAUGGCUCCGAGACGGUAGGCCUGCAUCGGGGCACGCGACGGGGCGUAUACGCUUGUCAGCAACCGCGCUCAAGGGGUAGAUAAGAACAAUAAAGAUACCUCCGACGCGCCGUCUUGCAAAGCGUCUUUCGCAUCCAGAAAACUCCUCUCAUCCGCUUGUUUCUACGCGCAUUAUGGCAGGCACAGUCCUAAUCACCGGCGCGAACGGUUCGCUAGCUUUACCAUCAGUCAAGUACCUGUUGGAAGCAUACCCAUCCUUCAACCUGCUUCUUACCGUCCGAGACGAUUCAGAGAAAGAUACAAACACCCUAAAACUUCGUCGACUUGUAGCCCAGCACCCCGACGGACAAGUGUCUAUAAGAAAACUCGACCUCUCUUCGCUGGAAAACGUUCGUGUCUUCAGCAAAGCGCUCCUUGCUGAGAUUGAGGGCAAGCAGCUUCCACCCAUCCGGUCGAUUAUCUGUAAUGCGAUGACAUGGAACUUGUCCGGCGGGCCGAAGUACUCGAAAGACGGAUACGAAAUUUCGAUUGCGGUGAACCAUCUUGCGCAUUUUGCUUUAUGUUGGAGGCUCAUUAGUGCCAUGGACCCAGUACAUGGCCGCAUCGUCUUUUCGGGCAGCGGCGCACAUCGACCAGAGGAAGCCAGCCUCGUCAAGGGAUAUCCGACUCAUAUCCCGAAAGACUUGGAAUUUUUGGUUCAUCCAGAAGCUGACAAGGAAGGCGAGGAGUUGGGACGAGGCUUCCAAAGAUAUGCCGUAAGCAAGUUGGUCUCCAUCAUGGUAAUGUACGAGCUCAAUCGUCGCCUCAAAGCCAAGAAAGAUAUAGAGUCCAUCCGCGCGGUUGCGGUCGAUCCUCUGGAUCUGAUUACAUCGCGGGCGUUCCAUCAGCCGCACGUUCCGCGAACGAUUCAGAUCAUGGCUACAGUCGUGACUUGGUUGUUGCCGUUGAUCAGCUACUUUCAGCCUCGAUUGGUGACCGUCGAACAAGCUGCAACAGCCUUCGUAGAUGUGGCAGUAGCCGACAGAUUUGAUGGGCAGGAGGGGUACUUCGAAGGGAAGAAUAGAGUUGAGAGCUCACAGGACAGCUUAGAUGUGGAGAUGCAACAAGCGUUGUGGUCCAGGAGCGUCGAAUGGUGUGGGCUGGACAGAGAGGAUGUGCCGAUGGGGUUGUAAAGGAAAGGGCGAGUUGUUUGGAACGUCUGUGGGCGCUCUUAGUGCCAGUCGGCGUGAUCGCCGGAAGCUGGGGAAGCCUCAAUCGCAGCUCCACC
Alternaria rosae is the source of this 1365-nucleotide messenger RNA. Its product is annotated as short chain dehydrogenase/reductase SDR. The transcript has 2 exons. Gene Ontology annotation, cellular component: lipid droplet; endoplasmic reticulum membrane; mitochondrial outer membrane. Lineage: Eukaryota; Fungi; Ascomycota; Dothideomycetes; Pleosporales; Pleosporaceae. The record is from RefSeq and is a predicted model, not a curated record. Gene Ontology annotation, molecular function: 3-beta-hydroxysteroid 3-dehydrogenase (NADP+) activity. The coding region runs from base 272 to 1270 and encodes 332 amino acids.